This is a messenger RNA of Cydia strobilella, 1195 nucleotides long. RefSeq names its product protein SYS1 homolog (gene Sys1). Lineage: Eukaryota; Metazoa; Arthropoda; Insecta; Lepidoptera; Tortricidae. The coding region runs from base 181 to 669 and encodes 162 amino acids. The transcript has 3 exons. Gene Ontology annotation, cellular component: Golgi membrane; trans-Golgi network. The record is from RefSeq and is a predicted model, not a curated record. Gene Ontology annotation, biological process: Golgi to plasma membrane protein transport; protein localization to Golgi apparatus; Golgi to endosome transport.
AAAUUAAUGACAAUGACAUACAAAUAUUGCACAUCUGCGAACUAAAUUUCGUAUCUCAGUAUUUUUCUUUAAAAAUCCUUAUGUAUACGAAUAUUCUUAACAUAAAUUUAAGCUCUCCAAACCAUAAUAAAGUUACCACAUCAUGCGAAUGCUUGUGUUAUCUAUAAAUUACAUAGUUUAAUGUCGAGAAUGAAGAAAUUAACGGGUUCAUUCCGCUACACGCAAUGGGAUCCGUGCCUCAUCGUGUCCCAGAUAGUGGCCAUGCAGUCCGUGCUGUACCUGACCCUGAGUCUGCUCAUGGCUAUCAUGCAGGAUCUGACUGGAUCGACGAGAACUUUAGAUCAUAUCUUCGAAUAUCAUGAGCUACAUGUCCGAGACAGCGAAGGCCGCUCGGUGAUCGUAGCAUUUGUAAUAAAUGCCAUAUUUGGUGCGAUUGCACUAUGGCUCCUCGUCGGGAGGACUAAGCUGUGCUUAGACUUCAGCUGCACCUACCACUUCAUCCACCUUUUCAUCUGCUGGUGCUACAACGGAACGUUCCCGGUGACCUUCUCCUGGUGGACGCUGAAUGUUGUGUGUGCCGCCAUCUCCUGUGUCACCGGGGAGUUUCUAUGUCUCCGGACAGAGCUGCAGGCCAUACCGCUCAGCAUGGGCGCUAAAGUGGACUUAUGAGUUGUGAAGUUAUUAUAAGUAAUACAAAUGUUAUGUGACGUUUUCAAGUAAAAGGUACCACAUUGUCACUUACCAUAAGGACGAAAUUUGCUAGUAUCUUUAUACAAAUAGCCUGUCAGAGCGUCCUUAUGGCAAGCGACAAAGUGGCACCUUUUGCUUGAAGACGACACAUAUGGUUUUUAAAGGGCAACGCGCGUGUGACACCCAUGAAAGUGUGUUUUUAUAUGGUAGAUACUAAAAUUACAGCUUGAUUUGGCAGUCAAAAUUCGAGUCAUAGUUUUUUUUACCAAUUUUGUACUAUAGCUAUCAUUUUAACAUCCAUAGACUGCGUAAUGAUAAACCAAGUUUUUACUAAGAGGCUAACAGUCAUAACUUUUUAACAAGUGAAAUGUAUAGGCAUAGACAUAUAUAUUACCUCGUAAAGACUGGCCUUACGAGCACUACGAAUGGGGCCUAUACAUUGGAGUCAAAAUCGCAUUUAGUUACCAGCGCGCUCAGUCGUGUGGUGAAUUGCGCAGUGGAAAGG